Messenger RNA from Quercus robur (English oak), 480 nucleotides. RefSeq lists its product as uncharacterized. The transcript has a single exon. The coding region runs from base 1 to 480 and encodes 159 amino acids. The record is from RefSeq and is a predicted model, not a curated record. Lineage: Eukaryota; Viridiplantae; Streptophyta; Magnoliopsida; Fagales; Fagaceae. Gene Ontology annotation, molecular function: nucleic acid binding; RNA-DNA hybrid ribonuclease activity.
AUGUUCAAGGUUAAUGUCGAUGGAGCCAUUUUCUCGUCACAGAGUGCAAUGGGUAUUGGCGUAAUUAUUCGAGAUGAGGAAGUACGGGUGGAGGCAGCUCUAAGCAAGAAGAUUAUGGCACCUUUGGGAGCAUUAGAGGUAGAAGCUAAAGCUUUUGAGGCAGGACUUCUAUUCGCAAAAGACAUUGGAAUUCAAGAGCUGGUCUUGGAAGGGGACUCCAUUACUAUCUACAGUGCACUCUGUGAAAUAUCAAGCCCACCAUCCUCUGUGGAACCCAUUAUUGUAGGUGUGAACGCACUGUGUAGUGAUUUUAGACGAGUUGAAUUCUCCCAUGUAAGGCGACAAGGAAAUAGUCCAGCACACUUAUUAGCCAAACAUGCUAAAGGAAUUGCUGAUUUUAGUACAUGGAUUAAGGAGAACCCUUACUUCAUUGAGCAAGCUCUUAUCCACGAUGUAAUUGCUUUUUCACAUACGAAAUGA